Molecule: messenger RNA, 405 nt
Organism: Necator americanus (New World hookworm)
Lineage: Eukaryota; Metazoa; Nematoda; Chromadorea; Rhabditida; Ancylostomatidae
Exons: 4
Coding region: 1-405 (134 amino acids)
Biological process (GO): fatty acid biosynthetic process
Cellular component (GO): mitochondrion
Molecular function (GO): acyl binding; acyl carrier activity
Source: RefSeq, a predicted model, not a curated record
AUGCUCAGACAGGUUUUUCUUACCUCGAGGCCUGUCCUUACACAACUAGCCUGCCGAAAGGCCACAAACUUGGUAUCGUUUCGACCGCUAGUCGUUAACGCCAUAAGCUUGAAGUCCAGAGAACAAAUCAGGUCGUAUUCAUCAAAGGCUCCUCUCACAAAGAAAACUCUGGAGGAUCGGAUUAUCCUCGUUCUCAGUCUGUAUGAUAAAAUUGAUCCUAAGAAGUUGACUAUGGACUCUGAUUUUUCGAAGGAUUUGGGCUUAGAUUCGCUCGAUCAUGUUGAAGUGAUGAUGGCAAUGGAGGAGGAGUUUGGUUUCGAGAUUCCCGAUGGAGACGCUGAUCGGCUGAAGACCCCACGAGAUAUAUUCCAAUAUGUAGCUGAUCGUGAAGAUGUUUUUGACUAA